AUGAGAACGUCCCUCUUUUACGCCCUCAACGGGGCCCUCGGGGUUGUAGCCCACGAGUCGCUUGCCCAUUUCAAGAUUGAAUCCGGUAAAGAAGAGCAACGCUCUCUUGAAGGAUGCUCAAAGGAUGGCAAGCACAAGUGGGUUCCCGACCCUGCGACAUUUGUCUUCCCUGAGAACGACUACAAGCCCGGCAACUCCUGGGAUCUCUGUGUCGGCACAUCUCAUUGCGCCCCCCACGAGGCCUUGACUCAGGUUUCCUUCGAUUUCAAGGACAACGGCAUCGUUUUCAACUUCAAGCAUAUCGACCACUACAAGUACGAAGAUGUAGCCGUCUAUAUCGAGCGUGGUCAGCCUCCGACAGAGGACUCUUUCAAGUACAACAAGAAGAGUGACCACUGCAAGGCCAAGAACGACUACAAGGAGGCCAAGUGCUUGGUUCCCUUCUUCUCACUCUCGGAUGGCGGCUCCUACAGCGACCUCUGUCCUCUCGAGGACAAUGGAGGCUGGAGACUUUACAUCAAGGUCAAGGCCACCAUUUCACACGGGAACAAGAAGUACGAGCUCUACAGCCGCUCUCCCGAUAUCAACGAGAAGUACUUCGUUAUCAGUUACACCUGCGCUGAGUGCAAGGAGUACAAGCACAAGAAGAUCGAGUUGAUCGAGGAGAAGGAAGAGGCUGAGGCCGAAGCCGAAGAUUCUGAAGAAGAAAAGGAGUAUAAGAAGAAGAAAGAGGCUGCGGAAGAGGCCGAGGAAGAGAAGAAGAAAUACAAGAAGAAGAAGGAAGAGGAGAAGGAAGAAAAGAAGAAGUAUAAGAAGAAGAAGGCUGAGGAGGAAGCCGAGGCUGAGGAAGAGGAAAAGAAGAAGAAAUACAAGAAGGAGGAAGAGGAGGAGGCUGAAGCCGCAGAGGAAGAAGAGAAGUACUACCCCCGCUUUGUCCUUUCAUUUCACCAGUACUAA
Fusarium subglutinans is the source of this 957-nucleotide messenger RNA. RefSeq lists its product as uncharacterized. The transcript has 2 exons. Lineage: Eukaryota; Fungi; Ascomycota; Sordariomycetes; Hypocreales; Nectriaceae. The coding region runs from base 1 to 957 and encodes 318 amino acids. The record is from RefSeq and is a predicted model, not a curated record.